This is a messenger RNA of Fusarium venenatum, 945 nucleotides long. The record is from RefSeq and is a predicted model, not a curated record. NCBI's taxonomy places the organism in Eukaryota, Fungi, Ascomycota, Sordariomycetes, Hypocreales, Nectriaceae.
AUGGCUGGCCUCACAGAUAUGCCACCAGAGGUAUUAAUUCUCAUCGGAAGCUAUUGCGACAAAGAAACAAUCAGGUCGAUUGUAUCAGUAUGCAUUCAAACAAACAUAAAAUUAAGUGCCUACCGGUCUAAAGACUUCCGCGCGUGCGCAGAUGCAGGCUGGAUUGCCUCUUACCUGCAGACACUGCUUGCAACUAAACCUGAGGAGCGCAUUACCCAUCGGCUAAGUGCUAUUGAAAAUGCUACAAUCCUAGUCAAUCCCUCCCUUCCGCCCCAGGGCUCGGAGGAGUCACAAGAGCUCCCUGAACCGCCAUACAAUGACCUAGUCGACUCGCUCGGCAGCCUGCUUUGCAAGAUGGUUGAACUUCGAUAUCUGAGGCUAGAUAUUAAGUGCUUGCCUGCUGAGAGUAUGGGAAGGCUUGCAGAACUCAUCCACUCUUAUCGUCGUGAGUUUAUGGCUUCAAAGGGCAUGCCACUGCAACAUUGUGCACUCUAUAUCAGCGCAUCAGCAGAGGUCACGCUAGCUUUUCUCGCCAUCUACAAUCCUUCUCAGUUCAAGUCACUUCAUUGCGACGCUAAGGAACUAAUGCUACCUGAAGAGCGGUCUAUAGAGCCAGGAGAUACCAUAUCGAGGCUGUAUUCCGACCAAUACCGGAACAUCAUAAAGAUGCAGAAUCUUGAGCGCCUUUGCAUUUGCUUUUCACCAGACGAGCAAGAUGAAAAAGACGAACAAGAAGAGUCAAUCAGUGGCAUGACCACUGAAACGACUUUUAGAGAGAUUAGGGAGAUCACCUCUAAUUUCCCACGGCUGGAGUGGUUGAUAAUCCACGACAACACAGCCUUUAUUCAGGAUUACAUGGAGGUAGUGGGAUUCGGCACAGUAUACCAUGGACAGGUACGUAUUGCUAUAUGGUUAAGCUAUACCAACCUCAAGGGACCUGCCUAG